Messenger RNA from Cordyceps militaris CM01, 789 nucleotides. RefSeq lists its product as uncharacterized. Bases 1 to 789 code for a protein of 262 amino acids. The record is from RefSeq and is a predicted model, not a curated record. Lineage: Eukaryota; Fungi; Ascomycota; Sordariomycetes; Hypocreales; Cordycipitaceae. The transcript has a single exon.
AUGUCCUCCACUGAAGCCCCUCCGAAGCCGGACCUGUCCGUCCCGCCCGAGCUCUCCAGCCAAUCCAACCAAUCCACCCUAUCCGACCUCCCUAAGCUAUCAGCCUUGUUCACAGAAAUCGAGGCGAGAUUCAAAACAACGCAGCUCGGUGACGAAAGAUGGUAUAUCCUCGCCCUGUCCUGCCUCGCCACCGGGCCGGAGCCCGAACUCGCCGCACACCUCUACCAGCACCUCAUCGCCCAGCCCGCCUUCUCAACCAGCGCGUCCCGCCAGCGGCUGGUGCGUCGUCUGCGCGAGGCCCUCUUCAAGUCCAUCUGCGUGAUUGGCGUCUGCAAGCCCAUCGAGUCCAUCCUGGCCAUUGCGGCCAUUGAGCGGCCCGAGGAUCGCGACCUGUCGCAGUCGCGCGAGGGCUGGCAGGCCGACGCGGACAAUGAGCAGCGCGCCCGCGACUGGUUCCGCAAGGUGUACACGCACAACGCCGCAGACACGAUUGGCCUCUUUGACGCCCACAAGGACUUUGCCUGGACGUCGAUGCACAUCACCUACGGCCUGUAUCUGUCGGAUCGGCAGGCGCUCGACGACGUGGAGACGCAGCUGGUGGUUCUGCCGUGCAUCAUGAGCCAGAAUCUGAAGCUGGAAACACGCUGGCACAUUCGCGGCACGCGCCGGAUUGGCGUCUCCAAGGAAGACACCCAAGUGAUCUGGGACGCAGUUCAAUCUUUUGCGGCGUUUUUCGACGUCAAGCUGACCAAGGUCCCGACAGUGGACGACGUUGAACCCGAGGUGUAG